AUGAGUCGGCGGGGCUGUGUCGGGCCCACGGCUCCCCGCAUGGUGGUCGCCUUCCCGCCUCUGCGUCCCUCCGUGGCUUCGCCGCGUGGGGUGUGCCGAAGGGCACCGGGUCCCUCCAGCUGGUUGCAGGCCGCCAAGAGAGCCAGCAGACAGGGGCCCUCCCAGGCCUCAGGACCUGAGUUCUCAGAUGCCCGCAGGACAUGGCUGAACUUUGUACGGCGGCCACUCGCCGGCGCGUUGAGGAAGCGGUGCCGAGGCCGGGACACGAAGCCGCGGGGCCUCUUGGGCCCCCCAGGACCUCCAGGUGCAGAAAUGACCCCAGAGACCCUGCUCCGGGAGUUUCAGGAGAUGCUGGAAGAGGCCACGGAACACCGGUUCUCAGGGCCGUUGGACCCAGUGUGGCCCCCGGGGGUGGGCCCGAGGCUGUUGGGCGAGGCCUUUCACUGCCGGCUGAAGGGCCCCCGCCGGGUGGACAAGCGGAUGCUGGUGGAGCUGGACGGCUUUCAGGCUCCUGCCACCCAAGGUGCCUUCCUUCGAGGCUCCGGUUUGAGUCUGGCCUCGGGUCGGUUCACGGCACCUGUCGGCAUCUUCCAGUUCUCUGCCAGCCUGCACGUGGACCACAGUGAGCUGCAGGGCAAGGCCCGGCUGCGGGUCCGGGGUGCCGUGCGUGUCCUCGUCUGCAUCCAGUCUCUGUGCCAACGCCACAUGUCCCUGGAGGUCAUCUCGGGCCUAGGGGGCAACAGCAAGUCUUCACAGCACAGCUGCAGGGGAGGCGGGGAUGGGAGCGCUGGGCAGUACGCCUUCGUGUUUGCGGACAGUGGUUCCGGGGCCGUCCUCACCAUCCAGGCGGGCUCCAGCUUCUCUGGGCUGCUCCUGGGCACGUGAGGGUGCUGAGGCGGGCUGGGCGAGGAGCUGCCGCCGGAGUUUGGGGAUCCUCCCAUGGGUGCCUGUGGUCAUCACAAUAAAGAGCCGUCACCCUGGCUGCCA
Molecule: messenger RNA, 987 nt
Organism: Saimiri boliviensis boliviensis (Bolivian squirrel monkey)
Lineage: Eukaryota; Metazoa; Chordata; Mammalia; Primates; Cebidae
Source: RefSeq, a predicted model, not a curated record